Molecule: messenger RNA, 3451 nt
Organism: Spirometra erinaceieuropaei
Lineage: Eukaryota; Metazoa; Platyhelminthes; Cestoda; Diphyllobothriidea; Diphyllobothriidae
Source: the annotation of a GenBank genome assembly
AUGGUCAUUCUACUCGCCCUUGUCCCUGUCGAUAGCACGCAUCAAUCAAUGAUUGCCUGUCGUUAUGCGGUUGCCCGUGACUCGUCUGGGGUGUGUCUAGGACAGCCAAUCUCCCAUGACCUUGAGCGUUUGCCUGAUUUUCGCGUCCCUAAGUCGGGCCACGCGGCAGGUGAGCUGGACCAACACAGAGGCCAUAUCGGAGUCCGACAUGCGUUAUUGGGAAUGCGCAGCCAUAAUAAGUGCCAACAAUGGGGGUGUGGCGGCAGGCCUUGCUGCACGCCCAUGCCGCGCCAUUUGGGAUCUGAGCUGCCUCCCCCCUUUUCACUAUUGUAUAAAAGCCAGGUCAGUGUUCGCUGUGCAGAGUUAAGGUUUAGGCUAGAGUAAGGAUUAAGAUUAGAGUCAUUGUGGGGUUUAGGACAAGGGGCUAUUUUGUCCCCUCCAAAAUUAUGCACAGGUCCACCUGUAUCACUUGGGCGUGGCGUACCUAUGCCCGUAUUUUGUUUAAGGGACCAUAUAAGUCAGUCCUAUCGACCUCUGCCCCACAAAGCAACCGGCGACAUACAACUGGGAGGGGACGUGUGCUACCAAUCGCCGGACAGGCUAUGCCCGAACGCAUAUCGUUCAUAAAGGAGGACUCCGUAGGUGACAUAUCUCAUGAAGCAUUAACUUAUAUUCUAAAGUAUCAUUUCAGUCAGAAAAUACAGUUGGAUGUUAUUUCGUAGCCGUACCUACAGUUCACAAGUCCCAGUGUAGUCCUUAACCCCAGCCCCCAACCUUAACCCAUUACCAUAACCCUUAGCCCCAACCCCUGACCCUAACCUCAAACCCUAGCCCCAACCUCUAACCCCCAACCCCUUACAGGUACGGCCACGAAAUAAGAUCUUUCCAAAAAUACUUCGUUGGGAGGAACUUAUGACGAACAGUACCAACUGCAAAGGUUUCCUAUAUGUAUGAUGAAGUUCGAAGACUUGAGAGGAAACUGAAAGAGUUUUCGGUAGAGCGGACCUAAAAAUUUUACUUCGGAUCUCCUAAGGGGCAGGAGAGGGGAUACUAGGUUACGUAUUUCCGGUCAGUAACAAUUCGUCAAUGGUCAUUAAUGAUUACUCGAUCGUUUUAAAAACGAGGAAUAAAUUUUGUCAGGUCAAAAACUCAGCGUUUUUGAGAAGAAAACAACGGAUGACAGUCUGAAAGGUACUGGCAAAAAUCUAAAGCAGAUCUAGAGAACAUAAUUUUAGAAAGUUCAAGGGUCGAGUUGUGUAGGAAUCUACCGGAGGAACAUGCGUAACAGAUAAGAAUAAACUCUUAUCCCACAGUUUUGUAAAGUUGCGAAAAUCAACAUUCAACUUAUGCUAUUAAAGUGUAGAAUCCCAUUUGAUGAUAACAUGCGACCCACUUGGGUCCAUUUCUUAUUAAAUCUAACUUGGCUUUUACGAACUCCGUGGAAAGUAGGUGCUUUUUAAGAAUUUGUUUUGGAAAAAUAAAGAACAUUUGCAGUCUGUAUUUGAGAAGACUUGGCUAGGUUAAAGAAUGGAAACAGUUCAGACUGUUCCACUACUUCCCCAAACACAUGAGGAAUAGUGAGCAACAAGUGUUUCACAAAGUAGAAUUGUAAAUUUAACAAAAUAUUUAAUUCAAGAGGUUUUUGACGAGUUUUGGUUUUUCGGCCCCACUUGAUCGCCACGAUAUGCACAGCUUUCUAAAAAAACUUAAUAUAUGCGAAUAAGCUGGCUUUUCAAACAUCACGUGUUUGCACCUUUCGUACCAUUUUAAUCCAACGAGUGACUGUGCCACGGGGGAGGAGUGCUUAUACGCCAGCCUCGGUUACUUCAGGUAUCAGUUCACACUGCGCGUACCUCGAGCCGAGCGUGCGCCCUCUUUAUUAUCUUAAUCCAGCGAAUGGUCAAGUGGACUUGCUAACAGAAUCGUUCAGGCGGUGUGGAACUCCGUCAGUUCCACUACAAUGGCCAUGCACCGCAAAUUACCACGUGAUUCCCCUCGUGGCCAUCCAGUUGUGAUUGCGCACCCCCGUAUCCUCUUAAUCCAGCGAGCGGCUGUGUUUGGGGUGUGUCUACACAAUGCCUUAACUCGCUCCCCAGCAUGUGCGCGGAGCUCUGCUUGCACUCUCCUUCUCUUCCCAAUCCAGCGAGUGGCCAAGUUAGGUAUGCUAACUAUUAAUGUUUUGGUAAGCUAACCAUACGGUAUCAAUUAAGUGGGGCCGCAGAACCGAACGUCGUCGAAGUUUUUUAAAGAAGAAUUAGCGCACGAUUUAAGCUGCCUGUUGAAACUGGUUUGCAAAUCAUCUACCUUCAGAGGAAAAUUAGAAAAUGCAGACACAUGUCAAGUAAGCGUUUGACCCUCAUUAUUGUUGUUAUGAUCUCACUCGAUCUCAUUCUGUCCGCCCGACAACGAACGUUGUUUCAUAGGACACAUACCACAUAAGCAGCUCACUCCGAGUGCAACAGGUCAGACGCCGCCUUCUGCCGCAGCGGCUGCGGCCGAUGCAGGACGUUUGAGUGGUUCGUAAGGCCGAGGAGAUCCAAGGGUACGCGGAUCGCAACGAAUGGAAGAACAUCUUCAAGGCUGUUUGCGGCCCCACAACCAAAGGAGCUAGUCCUCUUGUCAGCGCCGAUAGGGCUACCCUAAUCACCGAGAAGACACAAAUUCUACAACGACGGGCCGAGCACUUCAGAGGCGUCCUCAACCAUCCCCCCACCAUCUCCGACGUCGUCAUCGUCCCUCUGCAUCAAGUGGAGACCAACGCCGACCUCGACCUCGCGUCCUCUCUCUACGAAACCAUCAAGGCCGCGCAACAGCUCUCCAGCGGGAAAGCGCCUGGAUUGGAUGCGACUCCCGCUGAGAUCUACAAGCACGGUGGCCCCCAACUCAUGGAUCAUCUGACGGCGCUCUUCCAGGAGAUGUGGUGUCAAGGCGAAGUCCCUCAGAAUUUCAAGUAGGCCACAAUCGUCCAUCUCUAUAAGCGGAAAGGCGAUCGCCAGCUCUGCGUCAACCAUUGGGGCAUCUCCUCGCUGAACACUACCGGGAAGAUCUUUGCUCGCACUCUCCCCAACCGUCUCAACAACCAAGGUCUCCUACCGGAACGCCAGUGCGGCUUCCGCCGUCACUGGGAAACCACCGACAUGAUAUUCGCCGCCCGCCACUGCAGGAGAAGUUUCAGGAGAUACGGGUCCACUUCUACUCUGUCUCUGCGGAUCUGACGAAGGCCUUCGACACGAUAAACCGCGAAGGACUGCGAAAACGCAUGCAGAAAUUUGGCUGUCUCGGGCGAUUCACUCAGAUGGUGCGUCAGCUCCAAGAUGACAUGACGGCACUCGUCGCGGACAAUGGAGUCGUCUCAGAGGCAUUUGCAGUGACCAGCGGAGCGAAAGAGGGCUGCGUCCUAUCGCCUACCCUCUACACUCUCAUGUUCUCUGCCUUGCUAAUGGACACCUAG